AUGACGCUACUUGACAGUCACCAGUCUCCUGUUGUCAAUGGGAGUGAGUCUGCGACAUCUACGAAGAAUGAGCUCGCGUUGGACAGCGACGCUUACCCACAACACUCGGUCCUGCCCGGCAUCGACGAGAUUGAAUUGAAAUCCACAGACAGUUCCGAGUCCGUAGGAGGUUCCUAUACCCCACAUAACCACGAGAUGAGAGCGUCGCCCUUGUCACAGCCGUCGAAGCCAACGUGGUCGGAUUUGGCUGCAGCUGUCAACACCUGGAAAAUCAACGAUGACGGAUCUAGAGCAGAAGGUGAGGUGGAGAAGUCUCGAACCCCGUAUUCGGUUCUCAAGCUUCUCGCAAGACAUGGAGGCGGUGUCGAUGGUCAAUGCCGGCCAAAGCGCGGCGCUAUCAGCCAGUCUCCCAGGCAGAAUCUCUUUGACCGGGAGAUCGAAGCUGAAGGGCAAGCCAGGGUGGAAAUGACCGAGUACAUCGAUAGUCUAGUCGACCGGGCAGAGUACGAGGAGGCCUAUGCGUGCGUGUGGCCUCUGGAGGAAUAUCGCCGUCAGGGAUGGGCGACGGAGAUGGUCAAGGCAUACCCUUCGGAGAGCGAGGCGUUUAUAGUAGGCGUGGUCAACGAGCAAUCAAGCGGAGCACAGGCGGAAGAAGAUGAAGCUGCAGCCGGCCGGCAAUAA
Exophiala spinifera is the source of this 681-nucleotide messenger RNA. RefSeq lists its product as uncharacterized. NCBI's taxonomy places the organism in Eukaryota, Fungi, Ascomycota, Eurotiomycetes, Chaetothyriales, Herpotrichiellaceae. The record is from RefSeq and is a predicted model, not a curated record. The transcript is spliced from 3 exons. Bases 1 to 681 code for a protein of 226 amino acids.